AUGGCAAGCGCUGGCGCAGUUCUCUUGGAGGCUCGGCCUUUCAGGCCCUUCAAAUCCUCCGAGGAGUACCUGUAUGCCAUGAAAGAGGACCUGGCCGAGUGGCUGACCGUCCUUUACCCCGAGCUCAGAAUCAACGCUGAUAAUUUCCUGGAUAGAUUGGAUACCGGCGUCGCCUUGUGCAGGCAUGCUAACGCCGUACGCGAAUCAGCUCGACUUAUCCUUGAUGCACCUGCUCCUGAAUCUGAUGAUGCCUUGACUCUAGCUAAGGCGCUGCGUUCUAGACCACCAGUCAACAUGCUCCCUGCUGCUAAAGCUGGAACGUUUUUUGCAAGAGAUAAUUUAUCAAACUUUAUUGACUGGUGUCGCAGAGCACUUGGUAUCUUGGAGUGCCUUUUAUUCGAAACCGACGAUCUAUGUCUUCGUAAGAACGAAAAGCACGUCGUUCUAUGUCUUUUGGAAGUAGCCAGAAAGGGAGCUGUACUUGGAAUGCCAGCUCCUCUUCUCGUACAAAUGGAGAAGCAAAUCGAAAGAGAAUUGGCUGGUGAAGAAUUAAGACCAGACGAUUCAGCCCUAGGCCUUGUACCCUCCGGCCCUCAGCCGCAACUGGUGACAAAUGACUUGAGGAGUCUUGACGAGAGAGUAAGAGAUUUGGUUGAGAGGUGCUCCUGCCCCACUCAGUUCCCUAUGGUGAGAGUCUCCGAGGGAAAAUACAGAAUUGGAGAUACUAGACUUCUGAUUUUCGUCAGGAUUUUGCGCUCCCAUGUCAUGGUUCGCGUUGGUGGUGGUUGGGAUACACUGGCCCACUAUCUGGACAAGCAUGACCCUUGUCGCUGCCGCGCUCAGCAUAGAACAUCCCUUUCAGCCCGCUUGGCUAGACCCAAGCAGGAUCUUGCUGGAGCUACUGUUACAUACGAACGUUCAGACCCUGGCCAAACAUCCCAACCGUGUAAAGAUUAUAAAGAAACCAAGAAUUAUGAGCCAAUGUCGCUCCAAUACUCUUCGAAGUUAUACAAUGAUGAUCCUAGAGCUGGUCAUUACCAAUCUAACUGCAAACUGGACGCUCCUACAAGUUUACCAUAUUUGGGAGCUAUGGAUCGUGCUGCCUCUCCAAAUAGAAAGAUUCUCCAAAGAAACAAUAGCCCAGGCCGGCAUUCUUCCUCUCCGGAUCGCAGGACUAAGAUCGUAACCACAAACCAUUUGGUGCCUACACCACAUGGUGUGAGAAAUAAAAGUCCGCGCCCCCUGUCUCCUGCUCCGGCAGCUGAAAGCGCUUCAGACAACGGCUCCGAAGUCUCUGACGAAGGUUACAGAAGCCUAGGAGUGGUCGCCGGCUCUACUCAAGGGUCACCAUCAAACAAAACGGCAAAUCGAUACUCACUGCACAGUCAGAAUUCCAUGGAUGACGCUGAUUUUAGUGAGCGUCUCGACGAGGACGGCUGUCAAAUAGAUAAAAACGAACGAGUUGAUGACUACGUCAGCCUCAACACUGGACUGCGCAAGACAGAUUUCUCUGACACAUUCUACGGCAGCAGGAAGAACAGCUCAGAAGACAAAUCAAACAGAGCCAGUCCUGAAUGUAUUGUAGUACACGAGAAUAACGACUCACCGAGUAAGAGCCUAAGACCGACACGAGAAUCAACACAGUCACCAGCGAAGGCAAUCAGGAAUAGACCUGCUAGCAGGAUACCACAUUCCCCUGUCAGGAACAGAACACCAAGCAGAGGCAACACACCCAGUCCCAAGCACAUCGCUAAUCCUCAAUCAUCACCAAAAUUGGCACCAAAAUUACCACCCACCAGCCGGAACACAUGGGGAGGAAGAACAGCUCCAAAUCAAGCCAAAGCCAAAACUCGGCCAACUGUCGGAGCGGAUACAUUCGAAAAUCCCAACAAAUCUCCAAAAGCGAAACCAAAAGCUCCACAAAAUGAGGCCUUCAAAAGGAACUCGCCUCUUCGCGCGAGCAGUGCGACUUUAAGGUCUCCCACACACCAAAAAGCUUUAAGCCCCCUGCUCGAACAGAUCUUGAGAUCUGCGGAAUCAGCUAAAGAUGACGCCUCCGUUUUGGAGAAGAUGAAGGAAAUAAUUAGGUCGUAUUCUAAAGGCGAGGACUCGAUAUCAAGAACGAGCUCAAAAGAUUCUGACUACGCAGAUUUUACGUCGGCUUGGGUUAUGUCCGAUGGAAAGUUAGAGAGAUCUACAAGCACUAGGCAAUUAGCUGCACCCAGGAAGGAUCCGAGGAACGGUGCAUCCAGGAUACCGGCUCCCGUGUCUCUGGGCUGCCGGCGGUCAACCUCUACCUCGCAGUUCCCUUGA
Molecule: messenger RNA, 2313 nt
Organism: Danaus chrysippus (African queen)
Lineage: Eukaryota; Metazoa; Arthropoda; Insecta; Lepidoptera; Nymphalidae
Source: the annotation of a GenBank genome assembly